AGGUUAUGCCACCAUCUCCGUCGAUCAUGGUGUAAAUGGCAGUGUUGUGCCGCGAUGCACUUCUCGAUCCCGAAGUCGUCGCUUGUGUUGGAGCCUGGCAAAGAAGGCUACAUUAGCUAUGAUUUAUACGUCAAUGGACUCUACCAUUGCUCUUGUCGCUAUCGAAAGUUACUCACGCUACACGAGAAACUCAAACAAGUUUUCGGACAUGGCAUGAUUGCUGGUAUUUCUUUCCCGCCGAAGCGGUUUCUUCCGCUUUCUGACCAGCAACUGGAAUCCCGACGAUGUCAACUCGAAAAAUAUCUGCAGCUGGUGAGCCAGAUUCAGCGAGUACGGAAUUCGGAGCAGUUCUGCGCAUUCAUGGUGGAAACGCAACUCGAAACUUACGAGAAAGAUGAAGAAAAUGGUGAUGAUAAAGCACCAGGGAAUGCUUAUUCUCUGGAAGUAGAAACGAUGAUGAACUCGAAAACUUGCCUUACUCUCGAACGUAAAGAGCGGGGAUUAUCCACCAAAGAUAUUUUGCACCGCGUUUGCGAAGAUUUAAAGCUGCCUCAGACUCUGCACAAAUUCUUUGGUCUGGUUGUUCUUCGCAAGUACCCUGACAUCGGGACGUUUUCUGUUGUGAGACGAUUGGAGGACUAUGAAGCUCCGUGGAUAACCAUGCAACGGAUGGAUGAUAAUCUGAAGAUAAUUCUUCGAAAAAGGUUCUGGGAUCCGGAUUUGGAUGCCGAACUGCUACGAGACCCGGUGGGGUUGAACUUGAGGUACUGUGAAGCUGUUGCCGAUGUUGAGCAUGAUUGGUGUCCUGUUCCACCGAAUGUACUCGCUCAUUUGACGCAAAUGCAAGCUAGGGGAUCUAAACGCCAGUACUUAGACCUGGUCCGUAGCCAAAAGUACUUCGGGUACUGGCGAUUCAGCGACACCCCUUGUCUGAGUGAUUACCCGCAGCCCAACACCCGUGUGAUCGUUCGCGUGGGCGACAAAGAACUAGUCACAGAAACCCUGGACAAGAAUUCUACGUCUGUGUUUCGAGUCACGCGAAUGCGGUGCUGGCGAAUCUCUGGAAAGCUUCCGAUGACCGCGUCCAACGGGAACAAUGGUGAUGAAGACGAGUCCAUCGCAGCUGAUUUAUCCUUCGAGUACCUGGUCGGCAAGGACCAGAUGGACUGGGUGACCAUCAAGAGUCCGCAGGCUGUGUUGAUUUCCUUGUGCUUGCAGAGCAUUGUGGAUGAGUUGUUAGGGAAGCAGCUGCAGAGGAAAGGAAGUGUAGAGCCAGUGCUAGAGCCCGAGUCGCGGUUUUCGCGGCGUUGGUUUGAGAAUAGGUUUUCGUCUUCGCGGUCCAGAGAUGAGCCAGUCGUGCUGCGGAACGCGUUCGUCCAAAACGCGGUUUUUCAUAACAUCGGCGACGAAGAUCUUUGA
Notodromas monacha is the source of this 1419-nucleotide messenger RNA. Lineage: Eukaryota; Metazoa; Arthropoda; Ostracoda; Podocopida; Cyprididae. The record is from the annotation of a GenBank genome assembly.